AUGAAUCACGAUAUGAGCUCCAUGAGUGGUGGUUCCGCAUCCGGCGGCAUGAAUGCCUCCAAAAUGAACUACGUUCCAGAUUCUAUGAGCACUAGCAGCAGCGCAACCGGCGGAAACGCAACCGCCGGCGUAACCGGCGGCGAAACCGGCGGGAGCAAAGCGACGGUGAUGAUGCAGAUGUGGUUCAACUGGGGUCCGAACGUGGUGAUUUUGUUCGAGAAUUGGAAGACGAGCAGCUGGGGGUUUUACCUGCUCGCGUGCUUCCUCGUUGUUGUCUUCUGCGUGCUCCACGAGUUCCUCACGUCGUUCCGGCUGAAGCUGUCGGCGAAUCGCACAUCCCGCGUCAAGGACGCACAGCACGGCCUCCCACCCUCCGGGCUUCGACCUUCACCGCCUCCACAGAUUUCGCAAAACCGAGUACAGUAUUCCGCCUGUGACAUCCUCCGCCGCUCACAAGGUGUAACUGAAGACAACGCAGCAGCCAUGGUGUCGCUUAAGCUUCAGAAGCGGCUCGCUUCGAGCGUGCUGAACUGCGGGAAGAACAAGGUGUGGAUGGAUCCCAAUGAAGUCAACGAGAUCUCCAUGGCCAACUCCAGGCAAAACAUCCGCAAGCUCAUCAAGGACGGCUUCAUCAUCCGCAAGCCGCAGAAGAUCCACUCGCGCUUCCGCGCGCGCCGCCUGCUCGAGGCCAAGCGGAAGGGCCGCCACACCGGCCACGGUAAGCGCCGCGGUACGCGCGAGGCGCGUCUGCCCACGAAGGUGCUGUGGAUGCGGCGCAUGCGCGUGCUGCGGCGCAUGCUGAAGCGGUACCGCGAGGCGAAGAAGAUUGACAAGCACCUGUACCACGAGCUGUACAUGAAGGUCAAGGGCGGCGUGUACAAGAACAAGCGCGUGCUCAUGGAGAGCAUUCACAAGCUCAAGGCGGAGAAGGUUCGCGAGAAGACGCUCACGGAUCAGUUCGAGGCGCGCCGCGCCAAGGGCAAGGCUGCCAGGGAGCGCAAGAUGGCUCGGCGGGAGGAGCGGUUGGCGCAGGGUGUGCAGGAGCCUGCAGCGACCGAGGCUGCACCCGCGGCCAAGAAGUGA
Closterium sp. Yama58-4 is the source of this 1083-nucleotide messenger RNA. Lineage: Eukaryota; Viridiplantae; Streptophyta; Zygnematophyceae; Desmidiales; Closteriaceae. The record is from the annotation of a GenBank genome assembly.